CAGAUCUGGUCUUGGCUUCCCUGAAGUCGCGCCCGUCCCAUUGUCAUUUCACCAUCUCCAUAUAAAUCUCCCCUCUUCUCCGCCGUCGGUUUCAUUUUACAUUCACUUCUUUCUCCCUUCAUCUCUGCGACCUUCUGUUAUCUGAUUCUUCCAUCGCUCUCAACAAUGUCGCCCGCAGAGAAGGAGAGAGAGACUUACGUUUACAUGGCCAAGCUUUCCGAGCAAGCUGAACGAUACGAAGAAAUGGUUGAGUGCAUGAAAAAGGUUGCAAAACUUGAUUGUGAGCUGACUGUGGAGGAGAGAAACCUCCUCUCUGUUGGGUACAAAAAUGUAAUUGGCGCUAGACGUGCUUCCUGGCGCAUCAUGUCUUCAAUUGAGCAGAAGGAAGAGUCCAAGGGAAAUGAGCAGAAUGUCAAACUCAUAAAGGGUUAUCGCCAGAAGGUGGAAGAGGAGCUCUCCAAAAUUUGCAGUGACAUUUUGGAUAUCAUAGACAAGCAUCUCAUCCCCUACUCUGCCUCUGGAGAAGCAACAGUCUUCUACUACAAGAUGAAAGGUGAUUAUUAUCGGUAUCUGGCUGAGUUCAAGACUGACCAGGAAAGGAAAGAGACAGCUGAGCAGUCAUUGAAGGCCUAUGAGGCUGCUUCUGCCACUGCAAGCACAGAACUCCCCUCAACCCACCCCAUUCGCCUUGGCCUUGCCCUUAACUUUUCCGUAUUCUAUUAUGAGAUAAUGAAUUCUCCUGAGAGGGCUUGCCAUUUGGCAAAACAAGCUUUUGAUGAGGCAAUUGCAGAGUUGGACACCUUGAGUGAGGAGUCAUACAAGGAUAGUACCCUAAUUAUGCAGCUCUUGAGAGACAAUCUUACUCUGUGGACUUCUGAUUUGCCUGAAGAUGGAGGUGAAGAAAAUGCCAAAGGUGAAGAUUCCAAACCUGCUACUGCUGGAGCUGAGGAUUAAUGGAGAAUCUGGGGACUGCGUACAUGGCAAUUCAACGUUAGAGUGUAUUUCAGAGACUUGACUCUUUCCAGCUUUUCUUACAAGCGGAUUGGAUCAAACAAUGUAGCUUUUUCUUUUACAAUGUUGUUCAUCUAUUAACCUUAUCAUUGUAGCCUCUUCUUGCUUUUACUUUUAUGUUCUUUCAUGUAAUCUGCAUAUUCAAAUGGUUGGAAAUAUAUAUUUUCUGCUUCA
Messenger RNA from Rubroshorea leprosula, 1185 nucleotides. NCBI's taxonomy places the organism in Eukaryota, Viridiplantae, Streptophyta, Magnoliopsida, Malvales, Dipterocarpaceae. The record is from the annotation of a GenBank genome assembly.